AUCCAUCAAAUGAUCAAAUCUGUACCUAUUGCUACAACUGACUUUACUCCUCUUUCAGAAAGUUUAACAGUACUAAUCUCCUCUGGAACAUUCAUAUGCUACUUGACGGCUGACGCCAAAUUUUGAAAGUAAUCUUAGUGCUCGGUUUCGAUUAGUUGUACCCUGACAGAAGAGUGGACAUGCUUGUUGAUUUAUGGUAAUUGGACAUGGGAUGAGUACUGGGAUCACCCACUUGAAUGCAACCAAGAGUGGUGCGUUGGUGUUUUCGGCUGUUUUGAGAAGGCAAAGGUUCUUGAUAAGAUCUUUAGGAGGUAACCCUGAUCAAAGUUGUGGUGUGAAAAUGAAUGCUUUAGAAGCGGAUGCUAUGAGCAUCAUCAGAAAGAUCACUCCUUCCCUUGACUUAUCGAGACAUAAAGGACAGGCUGGGAAAAUAGCUGUUGUUGGGGGUUGUCGGGAAUACACUGGUGCUCCUUACUUUGCAGCUAUAUCAGCCUUGCGAAUUGGUGCAGAUUUGUCUCAUGUUUUUUGUACUAAAGAUGCAGCUCCAAUCAUAAAAAGCUACAGUCCUGAGUUGAUUGUGCACCCGGUCUUGGAAGAAUCAUAUAGUGUCAAGGAUGAGGAUAAAGGAUUUACUGCUACCAAGGUUCUUUCUGAAGUCAUGAAGUGGAUGGAACGAUUUGACUGUCUUGUUAUUGGCCCAGGCCUUGGGAGGGAUCCGUUUCUUCUGGAUUGUGUGAGUGAAAUUCUAAAAAAUGCUCGCCAGUUGAAUAUCCCACUUGUUAUAGAUGGGGAUGGACUAUAUCUAAUAACCAAUUCAAUUGAUCUCGUGAGUGGUUAUCCUUUGGCUGUGCUUACACCAAAUGUGAAUGAGUACAAGCGCCUUGUGCAAAAGGUGCUCAAUUGUGAAGUAAAUGAUGAAGAAUCUUCAGCUGAGCUACUGUCUCUUGUUAAAGGGAUUGGAGGUGCAACAGUUCUGAGGAAAGGAAAAUCUGAUCUCAUUAGUGAUGGUGAUGAAGUCUGUUCAGUGAGCAUCUUUGGUUCUCCUAGGCGCUGUGGUGGCCAGGGUGAUAUACUUUCUGGAAGUGUCGCUGUAUUCUUAUCUUGGGCUCGUCAGCUUGACUUACUUGUCGAGGGAGAUUCAGAAGUAAGAAGGGCGAUGAACCCAACGGUGAUGGGUUGUGUAGCUGGGUCUGCUUUACUGAGGAAAGCUGCAUCCGUUGCUUUUCAGUAUAAAAAGCGGUCAACUCUUACAAGCGAUAUAAUCGAGUGUUUGGGGAAGAGUUUGGAGGAUAUCUGUCCUAUCUAGUUAUUUUGCUACUUGCUUCAUGUUGGUGCUGCAAGACUUGACGACACUUCACAGCAGCGUGCGUAAUGAUGUGAGACAGUUGCUGCCUUUUCUUCCCGUCUCAUGUGGAUUGUAAAAGAAUACAUAUGAAUAAACCUGAAGUUGAGUUGGUGGAUGUAUGAACUGUUGUACAGCAAUUAGUAACCUGUAGUUUCUGUAUCCAUUCGCAGUAGAGGCGCAUAAAUUGCUUAAUAAGGUGUUUCAGAUCGAAAUUGCAUUACGCCUUUAUCUCAGUCUUUCACGACACUCCUGGUAGGAAUGAAUGAAAUAAUAGAUCUUUUUUUUU
Beta vulgaris subsp. vulgaris (sugar beet) is the source of this 1631-nucleotide messenger RNA. RefSeq names its product ATP-dependent (S)-NAD(P)H-hydrate dehydratase. The record is from RefSeq and is a predicted model, not a curated record. NCBI's taxonomy places the organism in Eukaryota, Viridiplantae, Streptophyta, Magnoliopsida, Caryophyllales, Amaranthaceae. Bases 194 to 1306 code for a protein of 370 amino acids. The transcript is spliced from 12 exons. Gene Ontology annotation, molecular function: ATP-dependent NAD(P)H-hydrate dehydratase activity. Gene Ontology annotation, biological process: metabolite repair.